This is a messenger RNA of Stereum hirsutum FP-91666 SS1, 496 nucleotides long. Its product is annotated as translation machinery associated TMA7. The record is from RefSeq and is a predicted model, not a curated record. Lineage: Eukaryota; Fungi; Basidiomycota; Agaricomycetes; Russulales; Stereaceae. The coding region runs from base 23 to 214 and encodes 63 amino acids. The transcript is spliced from 5 exons.
ACUUCACCACGAGCACUGAACGAUGUCUGGACGUCAAGGCGGAAAGCUGAAGCCUCUCAAGGCGCCAAAGAAGGAGAAGAAAGAAGUAGACGAGGACGAGGCUGCGGCCAAGGACAAGAAAAAGCAGGAGGAGGCUGCGUUAAAGGCUGCUAGGGAGAAAGCGUUGAAGGGUGGUGCACCCGGUGGUGGGAUCAAGAAGUCUGGAAAGAAAUAGUCCAAUCCACUCGAUACAUCUUGGCCUCGUUUCCUAUCAUCUUUGUCUCUGUGAAGUCUUCGGCAUUCCCUCACAAUCGAACUUCGCCCUCUGCGUCCAUCCCCUUGCGCGAUAUAUCCGAAACCUUUGGCCAUGUACCCUCAAUCGCUGAUGUAUUAUAUCGUCCUGCGCGCAACGGUGUACGCUGAGCAGGUGAAUCAAGGUUAAUCAUGAUUGUUGGAUAUAGCCCUCUCUUUGUUUGGCCAUCGAUCUACGGUGUCAGCAUAUAAACGACGGUCUUUC